Messenger RNA from Rotaria sordida, 663 nucleotides. Lineage: Eukaryota; Metazoa; Rotifera; Eurotatoria; Philodinida; Philodinidae. The record is from the annotation of a GenBank genome assembly.
AUGUCGGAAUAUAUUAACAAUUGUUUUUGUUGUGGACAUUAUUUAGUGCCACGAUAUAAACGAUUAGUCAAUAAUAUAUUUCCACAAAAUCCUGAACAUGGUCUCGAUAAAAAUAAUCUUGAACGAUUACGUUUUUAUGCACUUGUUAAACCAGAAAAACUUGAUAAAUCAUUUCGAUAUAUGUCUCAAAAAAUAGCACGUUAUUUACGUCAUCGAAAUAGACCAUAUGUUAUACUUGGUAUUAAAGCAAUGGAUGAUACAAUGAAAUCAUGUUAUGAACAAUUGAAUACAUUUGUUGAUGAUUAUUUAGAAACAUUACGUCUUAUACUUAACGAAGGAAAUGAUUUAGAAUUAAUUGAACAUGUUGUUGCUUCUUUUGAAUCAUUUUGUGAAAUUCGUGAAGAAGCACCAAAUUAUCAAAGAAAUUAUCAAUUUUUUGUUAGUCGUUUUACACAACUUUGUUAUAAUAAUGAUGAAGUAAAUAAAACAAAAUUUCGAUGUCUUGGUCUUCGUGGACAUCAUGCACUUUUUCGAAAAACAGCCAAUGAUGAAUUACAAAAUGAUGCUUGGAAACAUAUGGAUCAAAUAGUACCAUCUAUUAUAUUUAAUAUGAAAAACGGAGAACAAAUUCAAUCACAACGAUCAACGUAUUUGAUAUUUUAA